Leptidea sinapis is the source of this 2025-nucleotide messenger RNA. RefSeq lists its product as uncharacterized. The record is from RefSeq and is a predicted model, not a curated record. The transcript is spliced from 2 exons. Bases 1 to 2025 code for a protein of 674 amino acids. NCBI's taxonomy places the organism in Eukaryota, Metazoa, Arthropoda, Insecta, Lepidoptera, Pieridae.
AUGGCCACUUCUAAAUCACAAGAACAAAUAUUUGACCGUAAUUUACGUAGGUUAGAAAUUAAAGUAAAGGCCUACUUUACACGUAUGCAGGAUAUGUACGAUAGUAUUGCGAAGUUGGAUACUGCCGAUAAAAUAGACACAUUUUUGUCUAAGGCUAGUACGAUCGACAUUAUUCGAUCGGACUUUGUACGUACAUUAGACGAACGUAAUGAGUUGUUAGCUUCAGAAGUAAACGCUGGUGAGCCAAAUUAUGCAGCCAUGCUUGCUUUUGAAGACCUAUAUGCGUCUGUUAGAUUCAAAUACUCGCAGUUGUCAUCGCGUCCCAAUACACACAAUACCUGUGAAACCAAAAUGGCGUUUCACAAGUCAAGCCCAAAAUUACCGAGGCUUGAAUUAAUGUCUUUUAAUGGCGAAUUAGAAAAUUGGCCUAUAUUUUAUGAAACAUUCAAGUCAAGUAUUCACGAAAAUAUAGAACUAAAUGAUAGUGAGAAAAUUCAAUAUUUAAUGGAACCUAGUGAUAUCGACUUAUUAGUUGGGUCCGAUUUCUUCGCUCGUAUAAUACGACCAAAUAUUAUUGCCCGUGGUAUGAACGAACCCGUGGCUAUCGAAACCUUAUUUGGGUUUAUUAUUUACGGUCAGGCUCCGGUUUUAUACCCCGAGACUGAUAUUCACACUUAUUGCACAUUAGAUUACAAUAAUUCUUUUGAAAAAUCCGUUGGUCGUUUUUUCGAAUUGGAAGACGUACCUAAAGCGAAUAUACUUUCGUCGGAAGAACAAGAAUGUGAGAAUUUUUAUUCCGAGACCACCGCGCGUGAUCAUUGCGGUCGCUACAUUGUUGCAUUGCCGUUCAAGGAUGAUCCGAGUAAAUUAGGGAACUCGUUACAGGCAGCUACGCGUCGGUAUUUAUCUUUAGAGCGUAAAUUAUUAUCGAACGUAGAUAUUCAUUCAGAAUAUCAUAGAGUAUUUAGUGAAUAUUUAGAAAAGGGCUAUUUAGCACCCAUCACAAAUAAUAAUUCGUUUAAUUCUCAUUAUGUCAUACCACAUCACGUUGUCUUGCGACCUGAUAAAAGUACUACAAAAUUACGUGUGGUACUCGAUGCAAGUAUGAAGACAUCAUCAGGGUUGUCACUCAAUGAUAUGUUGCAUGUUGGACCAAAUCUUCAAAAUGAUUUGUUUAAAAUUAUAUUGAAUUUUAGACUGUUUCCAAUAGCGAUCAAUGCUGACAUUAAACAAAUGUUUUUAAGGAUUUUAGUGAAAAAUGUAGAUAGACCGUAUCAAAUGGUUUUAUACCGAGAAAACAAUAAUCAGCCGCUUCGCUUGUUUCAAGUAACGAGGGUACCAUUCGGUUUAUGUUGUAGCCCGUACCUCGCAAUACGAACGGUUCGUCAAUUGAUAACCGACGAAGGCUCGCUUUUUCCGGCCGCGGCUCCCGUUGCUGAGCGUGACAUAUUUAUGGAUGACCUUGCCACCUCUUGCGGAACCCCUCGCGAAGGCAUCGAGUUAUCUCAACAAUUAGUUGAGUUGUUCCAUGCUGGCGGGUUCGAUUUAGUUAAAUUUUCUAGUAAUUCGGUUGAAGUUAUGGAAAGCAUACCAUCCUCCGCUCGGGUCUCGUCUGAUGUCGAGUUCAGCCCUGACGAUUCGAUAAAAAUAUUAGGCCUACGGUGGCUACCGUCUGAAGAUGUUUUUGCGUUCACAGUAAACAUUCGUGAAUGUGAAUGCACGAAACGUAAUAUUUUAUCCACUAUUGCCCGAAUAUGGGACUUAAUGGGAUUGGUGGCCCCAGUCACUCUACUGGGAAAAUUAAUUAUUCAAUCAUUGUGGAGUGAACACAUUGAUUGGGAUGAAAAGCCACCACAAAAAAUAGUUUCUUUGUGGCGCCAAAUUGAGUCGGAAUUACAUGUUCUGGAAACCGUUAAAAUUCCGCGUUUUGUAGGAUACGACCCACAGUGCGUUGUUAGUGUCUUAGGCUUCGCGGACGCUUCCGAGAAAGCCUAUGGUGCAAAAGCAUAUUUAUUUUCCAAAUGA